UUAUUUGCUCAAAAAAUGCCUUCAUUCUUUCAAUUACUGGCCAACAGCGGGAUCAGUCCUCUAGUACCCCCACACUCAACAACUUUUGCUUCCCAAAAAUUAAACUCUACUGAAGGGGGUUGUUCUGACGACGAAGAAGAGAAACACAAACUUGUGAAUACCUGGACUAGACGAAAAUGUAUUUGGAGGUGGAGGAGGAGGGUAGGGAAUUGUACAAAGGUGGAAGCAUGUUUCAGACUGGUUUCUUGUUUUUGCUUCACAAUUUUGCUAGUCAUAUCUUUUCUUUAUUCAAUCGGGUGGAGUUGGACUAUUGCUGAUCUCACAUUUGCUGAUGUUCCUGCUAGUCGUUCAAAUAUUAGAAUAGUGGAAAUUGAAAGGCUUUGUUCUCAAAAUACAAACAAAACAGCCACCAAAGAUUGUUGCACAGUUGUUGACAUUCUGGACUAUACGAGGUGUUUUAUUGUUUUUACUCUAACUUUCCGGAAAACACUUGAUGUUGGGGAAAAUGUUUUGUGUUUUCCCUGUUGUUUUUAUUUAAGAAAAACGAAUUUUCCGGAAAACAUUUGUUUUGUUAAAAUGUUUAAUGUUUUCCGGAAUUUUUAA
Meloidogyne enterolobii is the source of this 603-nucleotide messenger RNA. NCBI's taxonomy places the organism in Eukaryota, Metazoa, Nematoda, Chromadorea, Rhabditida, Meloidogynidae. The record is from the annotation of a GenBank genome assembly.